CCUCACUACCGGCAGUGGCAGUGGCAGCUCCGCUCUCGCAGCUUCCAAGGCUGCCCUGUCCACUCCAGCCCGUCGACCUCCAGCUCGCACGCGCCGACCGUCCUGAACAGUUCCAAUUGCGCCCACGACCGCCGCGGCACAUCUCGCGCACACAACCACACAGUCAAGCACGCAUGCUCGCUCGCUUGCACCAUGGCCGCCCAGCCCUCAUCGCGGCACGCCCUCGCCCUCCCCGCCACGCUCUCGCCCGACGACCUCGACACCCUCUCCGAGCUGUCCACCGUCCUCGCCAAGGUCCGCGCCGGCAUCCAGUCCGCCUCGGGGCUCACCGGCACGGGCACCACCCCGGGGGCGGCGAACCACCAAAACAGCAACAAUAACAACAACGCCGGCAGCGGAGGAGCCAGCGGUGCUGCAGCUUCUUCUUCCAAUACUGGUGGUGCGGGCAGCGGUAGCAGCGGCGGCGGCAGCAACGGCGCCCAGCAGCUCUCCUUCAAGGACGUGCCCGGCGCGACCGACGGCAUCAAGCACAAGCUGCAGCACGCGCGGGCGCAGAUCCGCGCGCUGCCCGACAUGGACCGGUCCGUCGACGACCAGCGGCGCGAGAUUGAAGAGCUCGAGGCGCGCAUCGAGCGGCAGCGCGGGCUGCUGGAGCGGCUGCGCGAGAGGGGCGUGCGGUUUGGCAAGGGGGACGAGGGCGCGGGCGGCGACGACGUCAAGAUGGACAUGUGAGGUGACGGGCGUGCACUGGGCAUGCAUCGGGCAUGCAUCGGGCAUGAAUUGGGGCACGCAUCGCGAGCACGGAGCGUCGCGGAGGAAACGGAUGGCAUCAUUUUCUUUUUUGGCACGGCGUUGGGGCGUUGGGGCAUAUUCAUCAGACGGCACGCUUGUAACGGCACGCUUGUAACGUGUAACACAGCUUCGUACGGACACUGAUACACGAGUCUCC
Messenger RNA from Purpureocillium takamizusanense, 949 nucleotides. RefSeq lists its product as uncharacterized. Gene Ontology annotation, cellular component: mediator complex. Gene Ontology annotation, biological process: regulation of transcription by RNA polymerase II. The record is from RefSeq and is a predicted model, not a curated record. Bases 193 to 732 code for a protein of 179 amino acids. Gene Ontology annotation, molecular function: transcription coregulator activity. Lineage: Eukaryota; Fungi; Ascomycota; Sordariomycetes; Hypocreales; Ophiocordycipitaceae. The transcript has a single exon.